AGAAAUCAACAAAGAUUUAUAUCUAGAGCUGUCUGAAUGUUUCACCUCUCUCCCUUUGUCUCGUGUUUUUUGCGUCAUCACGGAGGUACUUUAUUUUGUAAAAAAUGGCGGGGGGAAUUACUUUGCGUUCUUCACCUCGUAAGUCACUGGAAAAAAAUGGUUGUCAAGAGGAGACCCGGUUUUCAGGGCUAGAAUCGGAAUGGUUAUCGUUUAGCGCCGUGGAGGAAGAACUUGUUAAUACUUGGGUUCUGAAGUUUUACUUACUUGCAGGACUGCAAUCUUUCCGGGAGGGGAGGUAUCAAGACUUUCAACAGAUUCGGGACAUAAUCCAGGCUCUUUUAGUGCGGCCACUACAGAAAAAGUCAUCUGUCUUCAAGAUGCUUCGGAUGAUGCAGUUCCUUUCUAGAAUUAAUGAGGGAGAAAACUUGGAUUGCACGUUUGACACAGAGAGUGAAUUAACACCAUUAGAAUCCUCUCUCAAUGUCCUUGACCACUUAGAGAAAGAGUGCAUUGUGAGUGAGAGCUGCACAGCAAAGAUCAAGAAUGCAAUCAAAGAAAUGGCUGUUCUUGUGUGUCUUAAAAAUGCCGAGUUUGUUAAAGCUUCGGAUGUUUUGAAGCGGGUGUUUGGAAAUGACCCAAGUUUACAGGAAAUAAAAAGUCAGCUGUGCAAAUUAAUUACAAAGAAGAGCAGCCAGCAUCCCAUCUUACAGAGGUAUUCUUAUGACAGGUUUAAAAACAAAAUGCUGAAACUUCUGGUUCGUCAGAUCAAGGUGUCGGAGCCUUUUUUGUUAAAAAAGGCAAGAGAGGCUUUGGUUAAUAAAUCAGCACUCAAGGAGAAGACAAAUGGACAGUUUAACUCCGAAAAGCAAAGAGAACGAGAAAAUGAGUCAAACUCCGAAACAGAUGUCGAAGCUGCAUCAGAACCAGCAGAAAGUGACAAGACUUUGAGUCCUUCUGUCAGGCAGAGAGAGAAAAUCAACACCACCUUCAGUCGCACAGCAUUGAAGAUGUCCUUCCAAGCCUUGUCAAAGUCUGAGGACUCUGAGGUAGAAUUCAAAAAACUAGAAGAAACAAAUUUCACACCACCUCCUACUACUGGUUCUACCCAAAAUAAUCACCAGCAGAAUGAGGAAAAAGAUAUUUUAGUAAGUGCAGGUAAUGCACAACAAAAAAGACAUUUCCCUAAUAUUUCUCAGCUAGUCCAAGAAAGAGAGAGUCAAUGGGAGGAAGAAAAUGAGGGUUCGGAGCAAGAGUCCAUGAACAGGCCAUCAGUUAAUUCCAAGGAUGAGGAAGAUGAUUGCCAACAAAGUAAACAAGAGAGAAUCAGUAAGAGAACAAAUAAGGAUAUCUCCACAGAAGAUGAGAAAGAAACAUGGACUGGAGAGGAAUCACUCUUUUUCAUAAACAAACGACCUAAAAGAUCUCCAGCUCGUAGCAGUGUAGCCUCUAAUGGAAAAAAACAGAAAUGGACAGUAGAAGAAUCUGAGUGGAUCAGAAAAGGAGUGAAGCGGUAUGGAGAUGGGAAUUGGAGCAUCAUUCUGAAGAGCUAUCCAUUUGUGGGGAGGACUUCAGUUAUGGUCAAAGAUCGCUGGAGAACAAUGAAAAAACUUGGACUGGUGUAGGAGUGUAAUAUGAAAAAAAUUGGGUUGUGCUUUUAAAGCCAGCCAAGGGAAACUGUCAGGCUAUUUAUUUAUAUAAUAGCAGAAGUAAGGUCUGUCACACUGCCAUCAUAAUCGGCUCUCACAAAUAAUGACUAAAAAGGGCCCUUUGAAAGCAGAAGCUCUGAAAAAUCACUGAGGAGGGAAGAGAUUAACUGGGUUGAAAUCCAGCCAGUAGGUGUUCCUCACUUUUGUACCACUUCAGAAACUGAAUGACUCUGGUUUUGAAAUGUUUCUCUAACUUCUGAAAUGAAAUAGUAACUUAUUGAAGAGCACAGAGUGAAGUUUAUACUUUUUUACUUUCCAAGAUUAGUAAACAUCCUUGGCCUCUACCUACAGAAGUAAAGAUGCUGUUGUAAUGGAAGGAGAGAUUAGUGAAAAUGUACUUCCAGCCAUGCCUUAACAAAGGCUGCAUAUUUUGAGUUCAGUAAGAUGAGAGGAUUCCCAUUUGCCUGUCAUUUAGGGUAGUGGCAGUCAUUGACAUGUUCUUAGUCAAUACAUUACAAGGGUGAGAAAAAAUAAAACAGCAGGCGACAUAGAAUGAUACUAACUAGGUCAUCUGAUUAAUGGAAUUACUUAUCAUGCAUGCAUGUUUAAAUGGGGGUGGCCUGGUGUACAUUCACUGAAAUGUUUUCAGUAUGUAAAAGGAUUAGGAGGGGAGAGCAAAUUUCAGUUUCCAAGCACAACAUCUGAUUUCAAGGCCCUAUAAGUUUUAGCUGUCCAUACAUGGUCUGCUUUUUGACUACUGGAUAGUUCUAUCAAGGGUUACCACUUGCCCCUCUUUACACUAGUUGGGCAUUUGCUUCAUGAGAAGAAAAAAAUGGCAUUCAAAUGUCCUGAGAUUUCAGGACAAAAACUAUUUCCUAGGGUUCCUGUAAAAGCUGCAUAAAACAAUUUUUAUAUGAAACACCUUAAUAUGAUGUAAAACAGCAGAAAAUAUUCACAUUAUAGAACAGUGAGCUUUUAUUUAGUUUUUUGCAGCAAAAUGAAGUCUGGCUGUGGUACGUUACUUUUGUCACUGAUUUAAAUUGAUUUACAACUGUUGUAACCCUAUCUCAAAGAUAAGGAUAGGGUUUUGACUUUACAGAAAGAAGUCAUAUUUACAUGGUAUGUACUGUUUUGGUGUGACCCUGAAGUUUAAGGAUGUCAUUAUUCAGAAACACAAAGGUCUUAUUUUGAACUUCAAGACUGUACGGCAUUCUUCAGAUAUAAACCUGAUGCAAAAUGUGCAGCCAGUUAUCACUGAAAAAAAAAUACUGAAAAAACGUGUUAGUUGCAAGUUUAUUUUAGUUCUUCUGGAUAGUGUGUUCAUCAGACAAUCAUUACUACUAGGCUUAUAGCCAAAUUUUUACAGGUCACUUCUAAGUCUGUCACAAAAGGCAUCCUUACAGAGGUUACCCACCUUUACAAGCAUGAUGCAGGAAGUUUUUUCUUAACUUGUCCGUUUAUUUUCAUACUUUGUCCCGGACAUUUCACAGACAUUUGUUUUCCUUUGCCAACAGUUUUCAUUUCCUAUCUGAGGAGUAUCUUGUCAAUCCUAUCCUCAGUAGGAAAUGUAGAUACCAACAAAGGCAAGCAGUUAUUCUUCAUCAUUUAAGAAAGAUGCUGAUUAAAAGAUAGUUUAAUCAGUCUUGUAGAGGAAUGUUACAGGUAAAACAGCUUUUUAACAUGGAAGUUGGGAAGGUGAAUUGGCUUCUGUCUUAUCAGUUCAUCUCUUAGAAGAAGACUGCAUAUGUAACAGUUAAAUGUAUGUAAUACCUGACCAAUGUAGUUAUUUUGAGCUGUAACAUAUAUAUCACAUUACAGUUUAGAAUUUUGACAAAAUUAGUUGACUAAAUUUCAGGAAUGUCUUCUAGAAUGUGCUGCUCUGCCUAAAGGAGAAUUAGCUGUUAACCAAGCUGAGUAUGCAUAAGGUUCCUUAAGUCGUGUUUGUCCAAAUAAAAGUGUUUCAUUUCA
Messenger RNA from Protopterus annectens (West African lungfish), 3614 nucleotides. RefSeq names its product telomeric repeat binding factor 2 (gene TERF2). Lineage: Eukaryota; Metazoa; Chordata; Ceratodontiformes; Protopteridae. Gene Ontology annotation, cellular component: shelterin complex; nucleus; chromosome, telomeric region. Bases 105 to 1622 code for a protein of 505 amino acids. Gene Ontology annotation, molecular function: double-stranded telomeric DNA binding; G-rich strand telomeric DNA binding; telomerase activity. The record is from RefSeq and is a predicted model, not a curated record. Gene Ontology annotation, biological process: negative regulation of telomeric D-loop disassembly; protein localization to chromosome, telomeric region; telomeric D-loop disassembly. The transcript has 10 exons.